This is a messenger RNA of Medioppia subpectinata, 1650 nucleotides long. Lineage: Eukaryota; Metazoa; Arthropoda; Arachnida; Sarcoptiformes; Oppiidae. The record is from the annotation of a GenBank genome assembly.
AUGGAUAACCAAAACGUCAACAAUAAAAACAUCAUUAAUAACAGCAAUCAUUACAAUAACAAUAUUUACAUGAAUACCGGGGCCGAGACUACCGGUGCCGUCGCUGAUGGCAAAACACAUUACUUGUCAAACAAUCACUUGAGUCCGGACUAUAACGGCACCGGAGGUCAGGCGCACACACGCAGACGUAGUUCAGCAUAUCUUGGGUCAGCACAACUGGACAGUUGCCGGCGAUUGUCCGCCGUUUCCGGCCAUUCAAUAGCGAUGGCAAUGGAUAUUAAACGCAAGAGUCAUAUGGAGGGCGAGGGUCACAGAGAGGGGGACAGUAUUGAUGUGCCCGAACAUGAACAAAUGAGUUUUACCAUGAAAUGUGUCUACACCUCGAUCAUGAUGCUAAUUCAUCACAAUUUUGGUCUCAGUGUGUCGGGAUUCGCGCCCUCGUACGUCGACUGGACGGUUAUGUUGCGGACAAACAUGACAUACAUCGGACUCAUACCGAUAUUCCAGGCUAUCGGCGGUAUAUGCGGUUCCGUAUGCGGAACCUUAUACAAAUGGCUACCACGGCAACUGGUGCUAUUGUUCGUGGUCAUAUUAAUGGCAAUGGCCACCGUAUUCAUGCCCUACUCGACCGAGAUCUGGCACCUGUACAUAUGUAUAUUUUUCUAUGGUUGCGGUGUCGGCGCGUGGAAUAACUCAAAUAACGUGUGGCUCAUUGAGAUGUGGCAAAAACGGAGUCCGACCAUGUUGCUAUUGUCGCAGGGCAUAUACGGUGUGGGCACUAUUCUGGGCCCAAUGGUGGUCAAGCCAUACCUGUCUGGUAUAUCGCAGAGCGAUAAGAUGAAUGACAACAUGAACGACACAAUGGCCGCGUUGUUGGCCAGUCAGGUGUCCGACAAACUUAAGACACCCUUUUUAAUCACCGGCUGUAUUGAAGUGAUUGGACCCAUAAUAAUGUUGGCCCUAUUCUUCAUCAAACCCUACAAAUUCACGUCAUUGACCAAACGGGAGGACGAGAUGGCGGUGACUGAGGCCGAUAAGACACGGCUGGAGGAGGAGCGCCGGGUGAUACCCAAAAAGACUCUCAUCGUAUGCACCGCCAUAUUCUUUGCCACCGGAUUUAUGACCGAGAACAUGUACGUGGACUUUGCACCUAGCUAUUUCCAAUUUGUGCCCAACUUGCAACUGUCGGCCCAGACGGCCGCAGACAUAGCCAGCACAAUGGCCAUAGCGCUGGCCGGCGGCCGCUUUCUAUGCAUACUAUUGGCCAUGAAGUUACGGCCCCAGUAUAUGAUAUUUAUCCAUGUUUGUAUUAUAUGGGUCGGUGUGUUGGUCCAGUAUUUUGGCCAAGAUAUUCUGGGCGUGCUAUGGUUUAGCGCAGCCCUGAUUUGUUACGGCUAUUCGUGUAUUUAUGUAACCCUUUACGCGUUUGUGAAUCAGUACUUCGAGAUGACUGAUGCCGUGGGCACUAUAUUUAUCAUGUGCUAUAACUCGUUGUAUUUGUUUUUGCCGUAUAUUAUUGGCGAUAAUAUUGAACAAACGCCCGAUAUUUUUAAUUAUUUGAUGUUUGCCUGCGUUUCCAUAUCUAUCGUUGACUUUGCGUUUAUUUUGUUUAAAAUCCGUAAUAUUCCCAAACAUCUGAUUAGACUGUAA